Molecule: messenger RNA, 644 nt
Organism: Myripristis murdjan (pinecone soldierfish)
Lineage: Eukaryota; Metazoa; Chordata; Actinopteri; Holocentriformes; Holocentridae
Gene: rpl27a
Product: ribosomal protein L27a
Exons: 5
Coding region: 16-597 (193 amino acids)
Biological process (GO): translation
Cellular component (GO): cytosolic large ribosomal subunit; ribosome
Molecular function (GO): structural constituent of ribosome
Source: RefSeq, a predicted model, not a curated record
CAAAGUGUCGUAUGCAUGAAUUCAGCCAAUGUCCGCCUUCUUCCACUGGGCGUCGCUGUAGAUUUCUUUGCACUUUCUUGUUUAGACUCCAAACCUCGCACAAAACCGCGAGGUUUCCAAAUCACGUUCCUCUUUCAACUAGCCUCCAAGAUGCCUACCAAGAAGACCAAGACCAGGAAGCUCCGAGGGCACGUCAGCCACGGACAUGGUCGUGUUGGCAAGCACAGAAAGCAUCCUGGAGGUCGUGGUAAUGCUGGUGGUAUGCAUCACCACAGAAUCAACUUCGACAAAUACCAUCCGGGCUACUUUGGUAAGGUGGGUAUGAGACACUACCACCUGAAGAGGAACACAGCCCACUGCCCCACCAUCAACCUGGACAAGCUGUGGACGCUGGUGAGUGAGCAGACCAGGCUCAACUACAGCAAGAAGCCAGACGGACCUGCCCCCAUCAUCGAUGCUGUGCGCGCUGGCUACUACAAAGUCCUGGGCAAAGGCAAGCUGCCCAAACAGCCCGUGAUCGUCAAGGCCAAGUUCUUCAGCCGACUGGCCGAAGAGAAGAUCAAGGCAGUGGGAGGAGCUUGUGUGCUGACGGCAUAAUGGCAUGAUGUUUUUGUUUUUUGCAAAAAUAAAGUGUAUAAAUGGGA